Exophiala viscosa is the source of this 2160-nucleotide messenger RNA. RefSeq lists its product as uncharacterized. The coding region runs from base 154 to 2133 and encodes 659 amino acids. The transcript has a single exon. Lineage: Eukaryota; Fungi; Ascomycota; Eurotiomycetes; Chaetothyriales; Herpotrichiellaceae. The record is from RefSeq and is a predicted model, not a curated record.
AAAGAAAGGGAAGCGCGUCGCGUGGCCGGAAGAAAGUCAAUCGUCACUCCGCUUUAGGAAUUCUGGAUCUGCGCAUUUGGAGAAUAGCUCAAUGCUGUCGACACAAUACCGAGCACUUCAAAGACCAUAGCCUGGACUGAGUGAAAGCCAGUCAUGAAGAGGGCACCACGGGGUCAUCCUCGUGAACAGCUCGAAUCCUUGAUUGACAGAUUGUUCUUCUGCCCAUCCUGCACGACAUGGCGGACGUCGCGACCAUUGCGGACCACCAUUCAAAACGCAACCGCACGCAAACGUCGCUAUGCCUCGACUCUUACCUCCCACACCGCCGUUAACGCAACGAAGAAUGUACCUACGCGCUACCAAGCACUUUACGAAGCACUCGGAGAUGUGAGAAAGAAGGCCCCUGCCCAAGUGAAUCUCAGUCGGUUGCAGCUCGCCUUACAAGGGCUCGAGUCCGAGACACCACCCACGAGAUUUGCGGUGCUAGGUCUAAAUGUCCAGGCCACAGCACGCAGGCUCGUCCGACUACUCCUCGCUGAUCCUCUCAGCGACGCAGAGCGGUGGGAAGAGCAAAUACUCGACCCGAAUGCAGACUACAGUCAAGGUGUGAUCAUUCGUUAUGGACAGCCGCCUAAUCCGAAUCUACCACAACCAAGAACGUCGGUGCCAGUGCUGCAAAUUCCUUCUGCCGUUCUCGAGAGAAUUAACAUGGAAAUCCUUGUUUCAACGAUACAAGGCCCUUGCAACGGCGAGCUCUUACAGGGUGCUCAUACAGUAACAUCAGAUGCGUUUUUGUCACCCUCAAUUGGCACGCCAACAGCUGCGACUGGACGACAGACGGCCAUCAGCCAGCCUGUGCAUAGCACGUUACUGGUCACCAAGGGGCUGGAUGAACUCGUGUCAGCGACGGAGCUGCUGGCCUCCACAAAUUUCACUGCUAUGGAGGAUCGAGCAUCUGUUCAGUUGGUGGUGAACCUGGAAGAUAUCACAGCGGAAGCACCAGGUCAAGUGUUGCUGAUUGAUGCGACAAAGGCAGAAGAAGGCCUCGCAGCCAUCCGUCGAUCUGUGACUGAAGCAAGAACUUAUGAGCACAAAUGGGUGGACUCUGGCCUGCCGUUAGUGUCAAGCUGGCUAACCCUUGCGUCUGCUGCUCGAUCUGAAACAGUGAUACCAAAACCAAUCAAAGUCCUGAUAUCGUCAAUACUCACGAAUGCGACCAGAAAUCUCCGCGCUCAGGCAGCAUUAGAAACAAGGUCAAAUACAACGAUGAGCCUUAGCCUAGCGACCCGAUUAAACUUGGAGGCAUCUAUCGAAGAAUUCUCGCGUAAUGCGCACCAAGAGCUCCAGUCUGGUCUUGCUUCGGCUUGGGAUUCGCGCAAUUGGCGAAAAUUGGCUUGGUAUAAACUAUUCUGGCGAGUGGAUGAUGUUGGCUUGAUCAUCGCAGACCUCGUGACCAACGCGUGGUUGCCACGGACUGAACGAGCAGUCUAUGAACUGUCCGGGCGGCUUUCUCAAGCAGGCAUAUCACCCAUGGACAUGCCACCGACUCCCACCCCUUCUCUUGGGCCUGUGGCGGUGAGCGCACCUGAGCCGGCACAAGUAUUGCAUGCCCAGGCGGAGGUAGCAACAGAGCCUCCAAUCCAACCAGUGGUGGCCAAUCCGACCGGGACAUCCGAGGUCCAAAUGGCCCCGGUUCCUCAACCUAUACCUCUUUCGGCUUCAAUAUCAGAAACACGAGCCCAGCAAAUGCGGCUUGCCAUUACUAGCUUGACCAGCACAGCUCAGCAAAUUGUGCUCAAGACAUUUUCUCUUACUGGUCUAUCAGCGGGUCUGUCUGGACUUACAUAUGUGUCUCUCGGUCCAGGCAGCGUGUACGAGGCCGGUACAAUAGUGGCAUUAGGCACAGCAUUUGCACUAUGGCGAAUGCAAGGUGACUGGCUGAAAGCGACCAAGUUCAUGGAAGACAGCCUGCACGAUGAAGGCAAGACCGUCAUUCAGAGAAUCGUGACAAGGAUGAGACAGCUGGUCGAAGACGCAAGCGUAGUUGUCGAAGAUGAGGUCGAGGUUCAUACCCGACGCGAGGCCGAGAACGCCGUCAUGAGGGCAAAGGAACAGCUUGAUCGACUCAAGUAACUAUUUGUAUACCCCAGUGAUUGGACG